Molecule: messenger RNA, 2999 nt
Organism: Bemisia tabaci
Lineage: Eukaryota; Metazoa; Arthropoda; Insecta; Hemiptera; Aleyrodidae
Gene: Xpd
Product: general transcription and DNA repair factor IIH helicase subunit Xpd
Biological process (GO): transcription by RNA polymerase II; positive regulation of mitotic recombination; nucleotide-excision repair
Cellular component (GO): nucleus
Molecular function (GO): DNA helicase activity; hydrolase activity, acting on acid anhydrides, in phosphorus-containing anhydrides; damaged DNA binding
Source: RefSeq, a predicted model, not a curated record
UUAUCACCUUUCCGCAUCUUCUUUGAUGCUUCUUUGCCGGUCGUUCGUACCUUAUUAUUCUAUGUUCGUACUAUUUCUAAAAUUUUACCAUUUCCACAGCAUCAAAUCAUUAAUUCUCAAGGUGAAGGCGUGAUGAUCACCGCAAACAUGGAAACUUAAAGAGACUCUUUGUCAAUGGACAGCUAUCUGGCUACUCUACUUGAUUCUUUAAAAAGAUCUCACUCAGUUUAACAGCCUCAAAAUGCGGCUGAACGUCGAUGGAUUGAUUGUCUAUUUUCCUUACGAAUAUAUUUACCCAGAGCAGUAUGCCUACAUGGUUGAACUCAAAAAAACCCUUGAUGCAAAGGGCCAUUGCUUGUUGGAGAUGCCUUCAGGUACUGGAAAGACGACGUCACUCUUGUCUCUAAUUUUAGCAUACAUGCACGCAUUUCCUUCUCAAGUCACUAAACUCAUUUACUGCUCACGUACGGUACCGGAGAUUGAGAAAGUUAUAGAAGAAUUGCGUAGACUUUUAAGGUACUAUGAAACGGAGGGUGAACAAAUCAAUAUUUUGGGUCUAGUCCAGAGUGCCCGAAAAAAUCUUUGUAUUCACCCAAAGGUAAGUAAAGAAAGUGAUGGAUGGAUUGUGGAUGGAAGAUGCCAUAGUUUGACAGCCAGUCAUGUUCGCGAAAGACAUCGCAAUGAUGAUCAAGUUCCUGUAUGUGAUUUUUUUGAGAAGUUCGAUGCCUGUGGCAAAGAGAUUCGGCUUCCUGUAGAUGUAUACAGUCUAGAAGAUUUAAAAAAGUUCGGCAAGGAACAUGGAAUUUGUCCCUACUAUCUGGCCAGAUACACGAUCACAUAUGCCAAUGUUGUUGUAUACAGUUAUCACUAUUUGCUAGAUCCCAAAAUUGCCAACGUAGUCUCUAAAGAAUUAGCAAGGUCGUCUGUUGUUGUGUUUGAUGAAGCUCAUAAUAUAGAUAAUGUCUGCAUCGAAUCUCUUAGCGUCAGGCUAAACAGAAAAAGUGUUGAAAAAGCAACCAAGAGUAUUGAAGUUCUAGAAAAUUCUGUAAAAAAAAUGAAAGAAGUAGAUGCCAAAAAGUUGAAAGAGGAAUACCAGCGGUUAGUUGAAGGACUGAGAGAUGCAAAUGCUGCGCGGGAAAUGAAUGAUAUUCUCUCAAAUCCUGUAUUACCAAAUGAAGUACUCAAAGAGGUUGUCCCAGGAAGCAUCCGUACGGCUGAGCACUUCGUUGGUUUUCUCAAGAGAUUCGUUGAGUACAUCAAAACUCGCCUUAGAGUUCAGUACGUUGUCCAAGAGUCCCCAGCCAGUUUUCUGAAAGAUGUUUUUCAAAAAGUGUGUAUCGAGCGGAAACCUCUGCGAUUCUGCGCCGAGAGACUAGCCUCACUCUUGCGCACUCUUGAAAUUUCCAAUAUCACAGAUUUCAGUGCUUUAACAAGGAUAACUCAGCUCGCAACAUUGGUCGCAACGUACACUAAAGGGUUCACCAUUAUCGUUGAGCCAUUUGACGAUAAAACUCCAACGGUCUCAAAUCCAAUCCUUCACUUUACAUGUCUCGAUUGUUCCAUUGCCAUUAAACCAGUAUUUGAGCGGUUUCAGAGUGUUGUCAUUACGUCUGGAACUUUGUCACCUUUGGAUAUGUACCCAAAAAUUUUAGAUUUUCACCCUGUGGUCUUGACAUCAUUCACCAUGACCCUGGCUCGGCCCUGUCUCCUGCCAAUGAUUGUCUCAAAGGGCAGUGAUCAAGUUGCAAUAUCUACCAGGUAUGAAACUCGUGAAGAUAUUUCUGUUGUUCGAAACUACGGUCAGCUACUGGUUGAGAUGGCGUCAAUCGUUCCUGAUGGGGUUGUUUGCUUUUUCACCUCAUAUUUGUAUCUUGAAUCAGUCGUAGCCAACUGGUACGAUCAAGGUGUUAUCGAUAACAUACUACGAAAAAAAUUACUCUUUAUCGAAACACAAGAUGCAGCUGAGACCAGUUUAGCACUUUACAAUUACAUGCAGGCCUGUGAUAAUGGACGAGGAGCAGUGUUGCUAUCUGUUGCCAGAGGCAGAGUUUCUGAGGGUAUCGAUUUUGAUCACCAAUACGGACGAGCUGUUCUUAUGUUUGGCAUCCCAUACAUGUAUACCCAGUCUAGAAUUUUGCGAGCACGCUUAGAGUACCUUCGAGACCAAUUCCAGAUCAGAGAAAAUGAUUUCCUGACUUUUGAUGCAAUGCGACAUGCUGCUCAAUGUGUUGGUCGUUGCAUUCGUGGAAAACUAGAUUACGGAAUUAUGGUUUUUGCUGACAAGCGGUUCUCAAGAUCAGAUAAACGAAGCAAGUUGCCCAAAUGGAUCCAAGAAUAUCUUACAGAUUCAUACUGUAAUUUAUCUACUGAAGAAGGAGUUCAGAUUGCAAAACGAUGGUUAAGGCAGAUGGCUCAACCUUUCCCAAGAGAGGAGCAAUUAGGGGUUUCUUUGAUGACUUUUGAUCAAGUUGAAAAGGAAUAUAAAAAAAACAACCCGGAACCUCAAGAGCAGGAUGAACCGAUGAUUAUUGGUUGAAAAUCAACUGCAGGCUUCACUGUCAAGAGCUGCUCAGAACCAGUGCGUCAUUUUAAUUCCUCCUGUGGAGUCGAGUGGAGUUUCCAUUGUACUCGCUUGUCUCACGAGCCUGGCCCUGCGGCUUAGUGGAUCUCUGAGUGGAUCCCUCACUGAACCUCUCACGGAACCUCGGAGCGAUCCUCGCAGAGGAUCUGAUUCUUGGUGUGGUAAAGUUGGCAACAUUUCGACUACGUCCCUCUCUCGAAGAUCCUCAUAAGAUCCAGCAUGUGAGUCCGGCCUAAGGCACACAGAGUAUUUGUUAUCUUUUGGGGUCUUUAUAUGUUGAUCAUUGUUUCAUGUUUCAUUUUUAAUUUUGGCAAAUUUUUUUUGUAGUGUCAUCUCAUGUCCGAUGACCAGUUGGAUCAAUGUGGUUAUUACUAAGCGCCAUAAAAGACAAUAAAUAUAUGUGUAAUCUGAUGUGAGC